This is a messenger RNA of Camelina sativa (false flax), 624 nucleotides long. RefSeq lists its product as uncharacterized. Gene Ontology annotation, cellular component: mitochondrion. NCBI's taxonomy places the organism in Eukaryota, Viridiplantae, Streptophyta, Magnoliopsida, Brassicales, Brassicaceae. The record is from RefSeq and is a predicted model, not a curated record.
CCCAUCUUUUUUUUUUUUCUUUUUUUAACUCAGGAGAACUUCUCUUGCCCUAAAUUCGAUUUCGAUUUCGAUUUCGAUUUCAGGUUUUCUGAAUCGAGAGAUCCUUUUCUCAAGCGUGAAUUCUUGUUUCAACGGGUGGGGAUUAAAUUAUGAUGGUUCAAGCCUUGGAUUUGCAGAGCUUUAUCCUUAGGGCUCGAGUUCUCAAGCUUUACCGACAAGCAUUGAAGAUAGCUCACAGAGCUCCUGUUCAUGUUAGAGGGGAAUUGAAACAGACAGUUAGGGAAGAGAUGGAAAAGAACAGAGACUGCAACGACAAACAGAAGAUUCGGUAUCUGAUUAGUGAAGGUUUAGAGAGAGUUAAAGGACUUGACGAGAUGUUAGAUAUGCAAGGCCAUUAAUUAAUAAGCAUUGGUUGAUGUAAAGAUGAUAUGUUCUUUUUGUAAGCUUUUCUGCUUUUAAUUGAAGGUGGAUGCAAUGCUAGAUUCUUUUAAGUAGAAAUUCUGGUCAUCUUUGUGUUUAAGCUCUUUGCUUGCAGUGUUCUUCAUCUCUAUUGAUUGAUACUUUUAGCGAGCAAACAUUGUAUUCUCUUUUAAUCUGUGAAAUACAUAUAUUAAGAUCUCUAUU